AUGACGCUAGGAUAUAGAAUGGUUGUGGUACAUUCUCCAAUUAUGUCUCUUUUCAUUAAUCUUUUUAUCAAUCUUGGAGUAUUUCGGGUUUUACUUGUCCUUUCAGAGAUCCAUUUAAAGAGCGGAAAAGAAGUUGCGGAAGUAUUGGACGAUGAAGUUUUAGUAGAAUCCAAUGAUGACAACAAUAUGGAGACUAUUGACAACAAUAUAGACAAUCUCGUACCAUUAGACAUUGAAAUCUUAGGAGGAGAUGGCGUGAUUGUGCCUAAAGUUGGUAUGGAGUUCAAAGAUGAGAAAGAGGUGUAUGAGAUUUUUAAGAGGUAUGCGUAUGACGUAGGUUUUUCGGUUCAUUGGAGGAAUUCUAGAAAGGGAGAAGAUGGAGUAGUGAAUUACGUUACGUUGACAUGUUGUCGUGAGGACUGGAGAAACAGUAAUGCAGGUGCUUCUUUGAAGCCACAGCCAACAAUUCAGACAGUUGAUCUCGAACACAAUCAUAAAACUAGUCCUUCAAAAUCUAGAUUAUAUCGUUGCAAUCGAGAAUUGAGUGUAAAUGUCAAACGCAAGCUCGAAGUGAAUGAUAUAGCUGGAAUACCUCUGCACAAGAGUUACAACUCAACAAUUGUUGAAGCGGGCGGGUAUGAGAACAUGACUUGCGUGGAAAAGGAUUUUCAAAAUUACGUUGAACGAGUGAGGCGAUUGAGACUCGAUUUAGAUAAAGAGUCACGGCUUAGGAAUCUCUUCUGGGUAGAUAAGAGGUGUAGGCAAGCGUAUAAAGAGUUUGGGGAUGUAGUAACGUUUGAUACCACUUAUCUGAAAAAUAAAUACGACAUGCCUUUUGCCCCGUUUGUUGAAGUAAAUCAUCAUGGACAAUCAAUACUCCUUGGAUGUGGUUUGCUGGCAAAUGAAGAUACAGAUACAUUUGUUUGGCUGUUCAGGAAGUGGAUGCAGUGUAUACAUGGUCAAGCGCCAAAUGAAAUUAUUAUCGAUCAAGAUAAGGCUAUACAAAAUGCAAUUGCAAUAGUCUUUUCAAACACGAGACAUAGAUGGUGUUUGUGGCAUAUGUUGAAAAAGUUUCCAGAGAAGUUCGGGUCAUUGAGGAAUUCGAAGAAGGGUGGAAAGCUAUGCUUGAUAUUUAUGACUUUCAUGAGAAUGACUGGUUGUCGAGGUUGUUUGAGAACAGGUGCCAUGUUAUUUGAAAACAACCUUCUGGGACGGGAUGUUGACAACUCAGCACAGUGA
This is a messenger RNA of Olea europaea var. sylvestris, 1239 nucleotides long. Its product is annotated as protein FAR-RED IMPAIRED RESPONSE 1-like. The transcript has 6 exons. Lineage: Eukaryota; Viridiplantae; Streptophyta; Magnoliopsida; Lamiales; Oleaceae. Bases 1 to 1239 code for a protein of 412 amino acids. The record is from RefSeq and is a predicted model, not a curated record. Gene Ontology annotation, biological process: regulation of DNA-templated transcription.